AUGCAGACAGGCCACAGGUUACAUGAUCCGGCUGCAGUCAGGUGUGGUAAAGCAGGUACAGACCGGCAGCAGCCAGAACAACCUGUACUGAUCCGACUCCAACAGGAGGAGGUGGAGGAGCCUCCAGGUGCGGGAGAGCCUGCUGAGCACAGAGACCCACGACAACCGAGAGCCCCACGCCGCCCGUCACCCGAGAGCCCCACGCCGCCCGUCACCCGAGAGCCCCACGCCGCCCGUCACCCGAGAGCCCCACGCCGCCCGUCACCCGAGAGCCCCACGCCGCCCAUCACGCGAGAGCCCCACGCCGCCCAUCACGCGAGAGCCCCACGCCGCCCAUCACGCGAGAGCCCCACGCCGCCCAUCACCCAAGAGCCCCUGCCGCCAGUCACCCGAGAGCCCCACGCCGCCCAUCACGCGAGAGCCCCACGCCGCCCAUCACCCAAGAGCCCACGCCGCCCGUCACCCGAGAGCCCCACGCCGCACGCCGCCCGUCACCCGAGAGCCCCACGCCGCCCGUCACCCGAGAGCCCCACGCCGCCCGUCACCCGAGAGCCCCACGGCGCCCGUCACCCGAGAGCCCCACGCCCCCCGUCACCCGAGAGCCCCACGCCGCCCGUCACCCGAGAGCCCCAUGCCGCCCGUCACCCAAGAGCCCCUGCCGCCAGUCACCCGAGAGCCCCACGCCGCCCGUCACCCGAGAGCCCCAUGCCGCCCGUCACCCAAGAGCCCCUGCCGCCAGUCACCCGAGAGCCCCACGCCGCCCGUCACCCGAGAGCCCCAUGCCGCCCGUCACCCGAGAGCCCCUGCCGCCAGUCACCCGAGAGCCCCACGCCGCCCGUCACCCGAGAGCCCCACGCCGCCCGUCACCCGAGAGCCCCCGUCGCCCAUCCCCUGAGAGCCCCACGCGGCCCGUCACCCGAGAGCCCCCGCCGCCAGUCACCCGAGAGCCCCACGCCGCCCGUCACCCGAGAGCCCCCGUCGCCCAUCCCCUGA
This is a messenger RNA of Spea bombifrons (plains spadefoot toad), 993 nucleotides long. RefSeq lists its product as uncharacterized. The coding region runs from base 1 to 993 and encodes 330 amino acids. The transcript has a single exon. The record is from RefSeq and is a predicted model, not a curated record. Lineage: Eukaryota; Metazoa; Chordata; Amphibia; Anura; Pelobatidae.